AUGGUGGACUUUUUAGAGAAGCAGGUCUUUUUGAAAUUUUCGAAGCCGCGUAUUAUCCUAUCGGAUAACGGUAAGCAAUUCUUGUCAUCAGCGUUUAAAGCCCUUUUAGUAAAACAUCAGAUCACACACAUGACCACAGCUUACUACUGUCCGAUGGUAAACAACGCCGAGCGAGUCAACAGAGUGCUGAUAACAUGCAUCAGGGCUUUAAUCGAAGAGGAUCAUCGUGAGUGGGACGUCAAUCUUUCAGCCAUUACUGCCGCCAUAAACAGUUCCAAACAUGAGGUUACCGGGAUUAGUCCGCACUGCGCUAACUUCGGCAGAGACUUACUGCUGCACACGGAUCUUUACACGCAGCAAGACAUAAACACACCGAAGGAUCCCAAAGUGGCACAAGAUGUGCGAUUAUCUACAAUUCGUCGCAUACAGGAGUUCAUUCAACAACGCAUAAAAAACAACCACGCAAAAUCGAAGAAGCGAUACGACGUCAAUAAAAAACCGGCUCCUUUCAAUGUAGGAGAUCUAGUGUGGCGUCGGAACUUCACUCUCUCAUCGAAGGCAGAUCACAUCAACCGGAAACUGGAUCCCAAGUUCGUACCGGCAAUCGUGAGGAAAAUACUGGGCACCAACCUAUUCGAAUUGGAAGAUGUCCAGUCAGGAAAGCGGGGUCGGUAUCAUGCCAAGGACAUGAAAGCCGACUAG
Messenger RNA from Uranotaenia lowii, 702 nucleotides. RefSeq lists its product as uncharacterized. Gene Ontology annotation, biological process: DNA integration. The record is from RefSeq and is a predicted model, not a curated record. NCBI's taxonomy places the organism in Eukaryota, Metazoa, Arthropoda, Insecta, Diptera, Culicidae. The transcript has a single exon. The coding region runs from base 1 to 702 and encodes 233 amino acids. Gene Ontology annotation, molecular function: nucleic acid binding.